Messenger RNA from Racocetra fulgida, 431 nucleotides. The record is from the annotation of a GenBank genome assembly. Lineage: Eukaryota; Fungi; Glomeromycota; Glomeromycetes; Diversisporales; Gigasporaceae.
AUGGUCUUCAUGCUCAUGUUGAAGAAAUUGAAGAAGAAAAUAAAUCUACUUCAGGUUCUUCGGAAUACUUGCAAAAUAAUGAUUACAACCCAUUAACUAUCGAAGAAACAAAGAAUGGCCUACCGCCACAGCAUCAAAUGAUUGAAGAAAAGUCUCAACAGGACCAUAAAAAAUCUAAUGGUAUUCGCCGCCUAUUAAAAAAGGAAGGAAAGUAUACAGAGCUGGAGAAAACAGCCCAAGAAGAGAAAAAAUCCGAAGGUCUCGUUCGUACUAUAUCAGGAAUAUUUACUCAUAGGUCGAAAUCCGAAGAGAAACGCAAGGAUGGUGCGGAUGAUAAGAGACACCGUCAUUCUUCUAGACAAUCUAAUAAUAGUGAAACAAAGUCUAGAAGUAGACGUAGUUACAUUUUUUCUUCGGAUAAUGAAGAUGAU